AUGGAAGACGACGAAAUCAGCGAGCUAUAUCUGCUGAGCCGCUUCGCGCCAUCCUCGUCCACUACUCAUCAUCAGCUCAGGGCUGCACAGAUAGCCAUGGAUCAGGACCUGUCUUCGGAGCUGGACCCGGCGCUGCUCAUGUCGACGUCGACGUCCUCCUCGUCGCCGCCAGGCUCGGCCUCGCCCUCCUCCUCCUUCUCCCACCCGUCCCCGCCCCACUACACCUUUGCCGUCAACAACCUCUCAUGCCCCGCCCCUCGCCGCCGCGCCGCCGCCAACCUCCUGCCGUCGUUCCUGUCCUCCUCCUCCUCCGCUUCGCCGGCCCGCGAUGCCGCCGGCGCGGAGGGCCUGCUCAAGUCCGUGUCCUUCAUCGCCUCCAGCUCCAACAUCCUCGCCGUCGUGGGCCCCAGCGGCGCCGGCAAGUCGACGCUGCUCCGCAUCCUGUCGGGCCGCGGCACGGGCUCAGAGAUCGCCAAGCCUGGCACGGUGUCGCUCAACGGCCACGCCGUCACCUCCCGCGCGCAGCUGCGGCGGCUCUGCGGGUUCGUCACGCAGGACGACAACCUGCUCCCGCUCCUCACGGUCCGCGAGACCAUCCUCUUCGCCGCCCGGUUCAGGCUCCGCACCGCCGGGACCGCCGGGGAGCGCCGCGAGCGCGUGGACGCGCUCAUGCAGGAGCUCGGCCUGUCCGAGGUCGCCGACAGCUACGUCGGCGGCGGCGACGGCUGCGGGCUGUCGGCCGCCCGCGGGGUGUCCGGAGGCGAGCGGAAGCGGGUGUCCAUCGCGGUGGACAUCGUGCACGACCCGCCAGUGCUGCUGCUGGACGAGCCCACGUCGGGGCUGGACAGCCGCUCAGCCCUGGACGUGCUGCAGCUGCUGCACGACGUGUCCCGCGCGCGCCGCCAGGUGGUGGUGCUCAGCAUCCACCAGCCCAGCUACCGCAUGCUGCACUACAUCUCCUCGCUGCUUCUGCUCUCCCGCGGCGCCGUCGCGCACUUCGGCACGCUCAAGUCGCUGGAGGACGCGCAGGCGCGGCUGGGCCACAAGAUCCCCAUGCAGCUCAACCCGCUGGAGCUCGCCAUGGAGAUGGAGUUCACCAGCCAGCUCGAGGCGGAGGACCGCUCCAGGAUCGCCGUGCACGGUGAUCACCAUGCCGACGACGAGGAUGAGGUGAGCCGCCUUGUGAUCAGUGGACGACGCCUCGACGUCCCCGAUCAGGGCUACUGCAGCCGCUUCACGGAGGUGGCGGCGCUGACCGUGCGCUGCUGGCGCACCAUGUACCGCACGCGGGAGCUGUUCGCGGCGCGCGCCGCGCAGGCCGUGGUGGGCGGCCUCGGCCUCGGCAGCGUCUACUUCCGGCUCAGCCCGGACAGCCCCGACGGCGUGGCGCUCCGGCUGGGGCUCUUCGCCUUCACCCUCAGCUUCCUCCUCUCGUCCACCGUGGAGGCGCUGCCCAUCCUCCUCCACGAGCGCCGCGUGCUGAUGCGGGAGGCCUCCAGGCGCGCGUACCGCCUCUCCUCGUACGUGGUGGCCAACGCGCUCGUCUUCGCGCCGUGCCUCCUCGCCGUGUCGCUCUUCUUCUCGGCGCCCCUCUACUGGCUCGCGGGGCUCCGCGCCACGCCGCUCGCCGCCUUCGCCUUCUUCGUCCUCGCCGUCUGGCUCAUCGUGCUGAUGGCCAGCUCCCUCGUGCUCUUCCUCAGCGCCGUGUCGCCGGACUUCGUGCUCGGGAACGCCCUCAUCUGCGUGUUCCUGGGCGUCUUCUUCCUCUUCUCCGGCUACUUCAUCCCCAAGGACAGCAUCCCGAGGUACUGGGCGUUCAUGUACUACGUGUCCAUGUACAGGUACCCGCUGGACCUGCUGCUCAUCAACGAGUACGGGGGCAGCGCAAGGGGCAGGUGCGUGGCGUGGAUGGGGGGGAACAAUGGCGCCAUGUCCGGCGGCGUGUGCUUGAGGACCGGAGCCGACGUGCUCAGGGACAGGGGCAUCGACGAGGGGAUGAAGUGGGUCAACGUCGGGGUCAUGCUGGGGUUCUUCCUGCUCUACAGGCUCAUGUGCUGGGCUGUGCUCGUCAGGAGGGCCUCCAAGACCACCCUGUGA
This is a messenger RNA of Miscanthus lutarioriparius, 2097 nucleotides long. The record is from the annotation of a GenBank genome assembly. Lineage: Eukaryota; Viridiplantae; Streptophyta; Magnoliopsida; Poales; Poaceae.